Molecule: messenger RNA, 1580 nt
Organism: Ipomoea nil (Japanese morning glory)
Lineage: Eukaryota; Viridiplantae; Streptophyta; Magnoliopsida; Solanales; Convolvulaceae
Product: scopoletin glucosyltransferase-like
Exons: 1
Coding region: 84-1520 (478 amino acids)
Molecular function (GO): UDP-glycosyltransferase activity
Source: RefSeq, a predicted model, not a curated record
GCAAUACAUUAUAACGCAAAACAGUACAGUGCAGGGGAAAGCAGUGAGUGAAGUGAGAAAUCUCAGAUUUUGUGACAAUUUUCAUGGGUGAGCUCCAUGUUUUGUUCUUCCCCAUGAUGGCUCAAGGCCACAUGAUUCCUACUCUUGACUUGGCGAAGCUGUUCGCUUCACGUGGCGUGAAGGCAACCUUAAUCACCACCCCUUUAAACCAACCCGUUUUCUCCAAAGCCGUGGAUAAGUAUACGCAGUUGGGGUUCCAAAUCCAGAUUCGUUUGCUUGAAUUCCCCGGCGUCGAGGUUGGCUUGCCGGAAGGUUGCCAGCGCACCGACCAAAUCCCCUCCGACGACGCAAUCCCCAGUUUCUUCAACGCCUGCGCUAUGCUCCAACACCCUCUUGAGCUUCUCCUGCAAGAGCUCCGUCCCCAUUGCCUCGUCGCCGAUAUGUUUUUCCCUUGGGCUACACAGGCCGCUGCUAAGUUUGAUAUCCCAAGAUUGGUCUUUCACGGAUCAAGCUACUUGGCCUUGUGUGCUACCCACACCCUUAGACAUCACAACCCUUUCAUAAACGCAACUUCUGAUUCUCAACUUUACACCAUUCCAAAUCUUCCUCACCAACUCCAACUCACCAGAUUGCAAGUUUCUCCGUUUCAACGCAGCGAGGUUGAAGCUCCCCAUACGGAAAUCUUGAAGCGCGUUAUGGAAGCGGAGGAUAUAAGCUACGGGGUGAUCUAUAACAGUUUCUAUGAGCUUGAACCAGAUUAUGCAGAGCACUACAAGAAUGUUAUUGGUAUAAGAGCGUGGUCAGUUGGGCCACUUUCCCUUUACAAUAGGGAGCUAGAAGAUAAAGCUGAAAGAGGGAAGAAAUCGUCAAUUGACGAGCAUGAAUGCCUGAAAUGGCUGGAUUCCAAGAAACCAAACUCCGUAGUUUACAUCUGUUUUGGAAGCACUGCAACUUUUGCACCAUCUCAACUCCACGAAAUGGCGAUGGGGAUCGAGGCUUCCGGGGUGGAGUUCGUUUGGGUGAUCAGAAAUAAGAGAGAAGAAGAUAACGGAUCGGAGAAAUGGAUGCCUGAAGGAUUUGAGGAGAGAACAAAAGGGAAAGGAUUGAUCAUAAGAGGCUGGGCUCCUCAAGUGCUAAUACUUGAUCAUGAAGCCAUAGGCGCAUUCGUGACUCACUGCGGAUGGAACUCAACAUUAGAAGGGGUGUCUGCAGGGGUUCCUAUGGUGACGUGGCCGGUUUUCGCCGAACAGUUUUUGAAUGAAAAACUGAUAACUGAUGUUUUGCGGACUGGAAUUGGAGUGGGCUCUAAAGAGUGGAAGAGAUCGAACAGUGACGGUGUGAAGAGAGAAGCCAUUGCAGAGGCAAUCAAGAAAGUGAUGAUUGGUGAAGAAUCCAAGGAAAUCAGGAGCAGAGCAAAGACAAUGAAAGACAAGGCAAGGAAGGCAAUUGAGGAAGGAGGAUCAUCUAACUUAGAUUUGACUUCUUUGUUGGAUGAACUGAGAGCUUACCAUGCAAAAUAGUGACCUUAAAACAACUGCAAGCCUACAGAGAAAUGGAUGCAUGCGCCACUAGUUCCAAAA